AGAUGAGAAUCCAAUUCAGACAGCAGUGAAAGUCUUCCCUGACUCUCUCUGGGCAGCUUUAGUCCUACUUCGUUCAUCCCUGGUUUCUAAGCCACUGAAAGCAGUCUUCCAGAACAUGGAGGAGGCUGAAGGUAGUCCGGAAGAAACCCAGGACUUUAUGAAAUACUACAGCUCUUUCGGGAUAAGACUUGAGAGAACCUGUAAGAUGAAGUUUCAUGACAGUCGGGAGCUUCCGAGAGGAAACAUGUUGCCAUUGAAGUCUGUGAAGAUCCUCCGUGACUGGCUCUGUGAGCACCAGUUUAACGCCUACCCUACUGUAGCAGACAAACGAAUGCUGUCCAAGAAUACCGAUUUAUCUUACCUGCAGGUAUCCAACUGGUUUGUAAAUAUCCGCAAACACCUUCGCUGGGAAAUUCGUUACAAACCAUACAGCUUGAGUCACGAAGGCCAGGCUGCCAAUGCAGCCCAGAAGCAGCACUCCAAUCCAUCCGAGGAGGUCAAGACACAGUUUAACGAAAACGCCGAUAUGCAGGAUCUGCCCCUGCCAAUACGUCAAGAUUCCGAAGAGAAAGUGCCAUAUCUGGAGUCUUCUCCAAACCAGAAGGUUAUCGCUGAAGACAACAUAGAGAAAGAAGAGAAGAUUUCAAUCACUGAGCCUUGGUCUUCUCCUGAAGUUGCAUGGCCAGAGGAAAAGCCUGAUUUUAGCAGCUUCUACAUGUUGGUUGAUGUUGCUGUACAGAAGGCAAAAGAAAUGGAGGAGCAGAAGAAGCAAAACCCCAACCCACAGGGUCCCCAACAACAGUUCAUGUAGCCAGUUCUUUGAACUCUGGGAGGUUCAUUUAUACUCAACCUGAUUAGCUUGUAAUGCCGUCUUCUGCUCCAUAUUAUUCUCCUUUAGAAGUCUUUUCCAUCAAUGUUUUCUGAAGAAAGUUACUAUCCAUGAUAUUCAACUUUAACAAAUUGCUAACUUUAUUCUCCUCCCCUGGACUUUAGCCCUAUAUAUUUAUUAUUAAACAUCAUGCAAGCUACAGA
Molecule: messenger RNA, 1032 nt
Organism: Mus musculus (house mouse)
Lineage: Eukaryota; Metazoa; Chordata; Mammalia; Rodentia; Muridae
Gene: Tgif2lx2
Product: TGFB-induced factor homeobox 2-like, X-linked 2
Exons: 1
Coding region: 116-811 (231 amino acids)
Source: RefSeq, marked validated